Messenger RNA from Daktulosphaira vitifoliae (grape phylloxera), 3312 nucleotides. It is a transcript of the gene Tis11, whose product is annotated as mRNA decay activator protein ZFP36L1. Lineage: Eukaryota; Metazoa; Arthropoda; Insecta; Hemiptera; Phylloxeridae. Bases 481 to 1272 code for a protein of 263 amino acids. The transcript has 2 exons. Gene Ontology annotation, molecular function: metal ion binding; mRNA binding. The record is from RefSeq and is a predicted model, not a curated record.
CUAGUCCGACGAGCACGCGGUUGCCAUCGAUGAUCGAACGUCCAUGUCUUUCAGUCCGACAAACGCGAUCGGUACGUUAACACGUUACCAACGAGACAUAGACGAUCAAGCGCGACACGGGAGAAACGCAUAUUCUUACGCGAUCAGUGCAGAUAUAUACAACUGAAGCCUAGCGACAGAAAUUCAUGUGGGAUUUUCCAAAAAAUAAUUAUUGUCGAUCGGUCUGUUGUAGUUUGCCCGUUGUCCGGUGAUUUAUCAAAUAAUACGCUCUUAGUGCAAAAAUAAAAAUUUUAAGUAGUUUUAUUUAUUUAUUUAUUGUUGAAAAAACAAGUGUUCUAACAAUCGCACCUCGUGCUUGGUCGUAUCCCAGCACGCAGCAUUUCUAGUAUCGUCCGCAUCGAGUGUAGCGGAUCACCACGUGUUUGUGCGUGUGCGUAUGUGACGCAACGAUUUAGAGAUCCAAAACAACAAUUUACCAAUAUGACAAACUCGCUGUUCAACUGCGGAGAAACUGUGGCCAAGACACAAAAUCGACCACACGCCGUGUCAACUGAAGCGGACCAAUGGUGGCAAGAAAUGGUGUCAUCGUCCAGCAGCAAUAGUGGUAGCAACCAAGGAUCGGUGUCGUCCGAGCCUAGACGCGGUAGACAAGGACAGGGACGCCGAGGUGGUAACGGAAACGGAUCAUCCGGAAAACAACAGUACAACAACAACUGUAACAACACAAGCAAUAGCAUUAGUAGUCAGCAACAGCUGCCACCACCCCAACCGCCAAUGGGGUCCAGGUACAAGACCGAAAUGUGCAGGCAGUACAUUGAAAAAAUUAAGUGCGCGUACGGCGACAAGUGUCAAUUUGCUCACGGCGAACAGGAUUUACGUCCAGUCUUCAGACAUCCCAAGUACAAGACCGAACCAUGCAAAUCGUUCAACUCUGCCGGAUACUGCCCGUAUGGCCAGCGGUGUCACUUUGUGCACAAGGGAGACGGUUACAUUCAACCACCACCAGCGUCACCACCAUUGUCAACGUCGUCAGGCAUCGGAAGCGACGGUUCUUUGGCUGAUCUUGGAGGCCUAGGCGGUAUGUUGGACGUGUUCACACCACCACAGUCGCCCGAGGGACGGUUACCCGUAUUCAACAGACUGUCUGGUUCACCUACCGGCACGCCAGACGUGUUCGCCUUUCACGCUAUCACCUCCGUUGGUCACAAGUCUCUGUCGCCUUCCAGACGUCUCAGCGAUCCAGAACCCGAUUUCGGGUUCUACGGUUUCUGAUGGAAAAAAAAAGAAAAAGAAAGAAAAGAACGUGAUACAACGACGACGUAAGCGCGCCGCUGCCUUAUUGCCCACUUUGUUCUUUUUUUUUUUUUUUUUUGAUACCAAACGUGAUAAGAAAAAAAAAGUCUUGUACAUAGUUUAAAUUAUAUUUUUCGUUAAUGUUUUAGUAUUUUUUUUUUUUUACAAUUCAAUUAGGCGUUCGUUUUACAGACAAUUCUGAUGUUCCGAUUUUUUUUUUACCCACUACUACUACUAUUACUAUCUAUUAUGAAAUAAUAUCGCAUUCCUAAAAAAAAACAGAACUAACAACAAACGAAACAACUCUAUCCGAUUGAUUAGUUAUUAAUUAUAAUUAUUAUUAUAUACUCGUAUAUUAUGCGUGUUAUAUUUUUUUUUAGGAUUAAUUUGGUCCGCGUUAACCUCAUUGACGAUCUAAUAGUCCGCAAUGAUCCGUAUACGAACCCGGUAAAUGUUGUCCGUGUCCUCCCCAUCCAUUCAGGUCGGGGCCGGAUUUAUUAACGAUGUAUUAUAUGGACGUAGAAUGUUGUUGAUGCUUGUGGUGGUAUCAUAAAUUACAUCAAUGUCUAGUUCUUCAGGGGACUGUUCAUGUCGAGUAUGGGUAAAGUAUUAGGCUAAAGUGGCCCGUGUAUUUUUUGUUACGGGCGACGGUAGCGGUUUUGUGGAUAUUCAAAUUAUUAUCCGGCCGAAUUCGCGUUUUUCGGAGCUGUUAAUAAUUUGACACCUCCACCUCAACCGCCGCCAUCGCACGUACCUCAUAAUACACAUGCCGUUUUUCAAGUUUCCAAUUAUUUUCCUCACACCCGACUGUGUUCUCUAGUGUAAGAGACCAUCUCGUCAUCAUUAUUCAUCAUCUACCUCAUGCGAACAUUUCAAAAAAAAAAACGAUACUGUGUGUCCGGUCAGCGCUUACGAUUGCAUACGAUGACGUCCCUACCGAUUUCGUAUACGAAUCAUUGUUCUCGUGCAUCGUCAAUAUAUUUAAUUAAUAUUAUUAUUAUUAUUUCAACAAAUAGACUUUAAUGUUAUUAUUAUUAUUAUUAUUAUUCUAUUAUAUUGGUUCAUAUAAAUAUCCCUGCAUAACCUAACUAAGUAUAUUUGUUUUAUUAUAAUUAUUAUUAUUAUUAUACACACUGACCGACUUUUUACCACUAUUUAUAAUACUGUGUAAUACUUAAUGAAAUUGUGUAUUUAUAUAUGUUUAAUGUUGUACCUAUUAGAGAGACUUCGCCGUGUAUAUUAUUCUAAACAAUUAUUUCUUUUUUUUUAAUUCAUAAAAAAUGAAACAUCCUUUUCUAUUAAACAUCGCGCAAGCGCGUUGUACGAAACUUUUGCAUACUAUACAACAUCUGUAUAACAAAGUUCACUACGGUAUCUAACUGUAUUUGACUCGAUCAUUAACAAAUCUCAAUUAAUUUUUAAUUUAAUAGUAAUGUAUAAAAAUUAAAACGGUCCGGUUAAUGUCUCUUCUUAACUCGUUUUGUUGUGUUAUUGAUCGCAGCGGACUCAAACCGCGUGCGUCUUAUUUAUCCUUUUUUUUUUUUUUUAUAUAAUAAUAAUAUGUAUUGUAUUUAGUCGUGUUUGUGUGUGUUAAGCUCUCAUAUGCGUUAUUUUUAUUAUUAUAUUUUUUAGAAUCGUAAUUUAUUAAUUUAUUAUUUUUGUCACUGCGCUACACCAAACGCGUUUAAUUUUGUACUUUUUAAUAUUAUUAUCACUUUUUUUUUUUUUUUAAUUGCAUUUUUCUCUGUAUUCCUUUUUAUAUAUACACACCUAGAUGGUGUAAACACAAGACGAUAACAAGUGUCGGUGCCGCCGUUUCUCUAUUUCAAAUUGCUAAUGUACUUAUAUAACCAUAAUAUUAUUACUAUCUAAAGUGUCAUUUGACAAAUUUGUUUUGCAUUGCUCUUAUUUUGAUUAUUACUACGAAUUAAUUUUAUUUAUUAUUAUUAAUAUAAUUUACAUGUGUUUGGUUAAAAGCGUUAAACGGAAAAGUUUUUAAUAAUAAAUAUUUUGAUUUAA